AAAAAAAUAGUCGUAAAUGUGAAGGUGAAUGUAAAGGGUCAGUAAUGGAUGCCCCGCCUAAAGUUAGACUCCACCCCCCUAAUCGGUACUGAAGUACAAAAAUUAAAAUCAAAACAAAACAGUGUCCGCAGGUGAAUAGAACAGCAGACAUGAAACUAAACUGUCUUCCUUCACAGUGAAGGAUCUGACCCGCAUAUCAGACGCACUGAACUAGCGGCGACUCACGCUCUUUCAACUCCUGGCCGUAAUGUUCCAGACGAGGCCUCCCAGAGACAAGGAGAGAAGGCGAGACAGGUAUCGGGAAUCGGAAGGACACCAGAGGCAAUUAUCUCCACGAGAUGCUGUACACCGACAGCCAGCCUCGCCAGCAGUAUACCGGGAUGAUAGAGACCGACAUCACUAUAUCUCCUCGGGAUACCAGAGCAGCAAGCCUUACCGCCGCCCCUCUCCGGGAAGGCGACACUCUUCUCCCGGAAGGAACCUACUCGACUACCGAGGCGGCGGGCCUGCGGGCAGGGAUUUUACUUCCUCACCAACUCAUUCGUGCAUUCCUGUUGAUCACAACCUAAUAAUCACUGUAGGAAAUAAUAGCAGCCAUAGUGGCUCUCCAGAGCACAGAAGAGUGGAUCCCCAUGAGCUAACACAUGGCAGUAAUGUAUAUUCCAGAGAUGGGCUUGAAGAAGACUAUGGGAGAAGAUAUUCAUCACAUGAUCGCUCAGGUAUAGAUUACAGAAGAGGAAGUCCACAUUAUUCCCUGAGACUGAAUGAAGAAUCACGAGGAAGAAGCCGUGAGAGGGAAAAAUAUAAAAAUGAUCGUUACUCAUCAAAAGAACCAAGGCAAGAUCCAUAUGAUAUGGACCAUGAUGAUAGAAGCUAUAGUUCUGAGAGGUCCCGACAUUCAGAGCGUACAGCAGAGAGAAGCCAGCGAAGCCGGAGCAGAGGCCGCUGCAGAGGACGCAGUCGGAGCAGAAGUCGCAGUCCAUAUGGCAAGAAUGCUAGUGAUGGUUUCCGUGAGCUGGAGAUGGCUCGUAAGAGGAAAGAGCAGGAGGAGAUGGAGAAGCUAGAAAAGGAAAUUGCUCAGAGGGAUAGUGGUGGUCCAACAGGUUAUGAAGCCCAAGGGAGAUCGGUGGAGAUUUCAGAUUUUGGCCAGGCUAGACUUGAUGGAACACUGCAUAUGCCAAAGAAAUCAAUUCUGAAAAAGCGUGUUGAGACAGAAGGGGAUUUUUCUUUCACUGAUGAGAACAAUGACUUUACAAGUGGAACUACAAAAGCUCAGACUAGCAACGCAGCCAUGGAGACUGACCGGUUUCUCCAUGUCCUCAACAAGGGAAUAGAUGCUAGUCUUUUUUCUGCUUUGAUUAAAGAAGCAAGACGACAGUCCUAUUCACAGAACUUUCCAAGACAGCCACCUGAAACCAGUGAAGACCAUUGUGAAAAUUUGUCAAAGGAUGAAGAUCCCCAAAAGACUGUAGACAAUAUUAAUGAAUUUCUCCUUCCACAUGAGAGAGCCAGUCAGGAUGGCAGUGGCUUUUCUAGAAUUUUAGGAAUGAUGGGGGAUUUCUCUACUCCACAAGAAAAAAGCCAAACCUUUCCAGAUAUUGAGGAUGAGGAAAAAUUCCUCUAUGGAGAUGAGGACGAGGAGCCAACAGAAUCUCCUAUAUUAUCUCACUCACUUCCUGUAGUAAAUAUAAAACCAUCUCAGCCUGAGGUCGGUCUUUUUCAGGAGCUUCAUUCUCAAAUCUCUACCCAGCAGUUAAGUCAAUUGCAGCCUGAAAACGUAGGCACGCUAAAAAACAAACAUUUAGAGAGCCAAACGCUGGGUACAUGGCAUCCAAAUAAAGAGAGUCCACCAAGUAUAAUCCACCUGAAGGAGACUUCUCCUUUAAGAAGUCAUCAGCCACUGAACCAGUCUGUGCUUGGUCACUACCAGGAAAGCACAUCAAAUGUUAGUCACCACCAAGAAAAUAAAAGAAACAGUCAUUCACAAGAGACAAUUAAGUGUAGCCGGACAGUGACUAGUCCUUAUACAUCUGUACUUCCAGAGGAAAGUAAGGAUUUGUCUAUGGUUAAACCUGAGAAUGUUGGAGAUCACAAUCAAGAGACCCAGGAAUAUGAAAAAAUUCAAAAUCUACUGAAAACAAUUGGUUUAGACUUUGGAGUAUCUGAAAUUAGCAAUUUGGCAACACGGAUUCGUGAGCGACUACAUGGGAAGAAACCACAGCCAACAGCUUUGAGAGUCUAUGAAAAAAUGAAAGAGAAAAAGGCUGAAGUUCCUACAAAUUGGGAGAAGCCUCGUAGACCAAGUGAAACAAGAUCUUCUGAAAUAGAAUAUAACAAUUCUGUCUCAGCCUCCAGUGCAAGGCGCAGCUCUCAUAAUGAAAAUAUCUCAUCUUCUGGUUUGGACUAUUCUGCUGAAAAAGGCUGUAAUAUCCCAGUCUUGGGGGAGAGUGCAACGCAGCCACCCCCUAUACCUGUUGCAUCUGUUGCCAUCACUUCUUCUUCUGCCCAACCAGUAUCAUCAGUCUCUGUUACCCCUUCUUUUCCAGUGGAGCCUUAUUCCCAAUAUGUACCUAUGAUGCCUCCUUCAACUUUCCCAAUGCCUAGUUAUGAACACUAUAACAGUUACAUGCCUUAUCCUCCCCAGAGUUGGUCAAUUUAUAGUACUCCUCCCCCUCUUCCUCCACCCCCCCCUCCGAUACAGGGAUCAAUACCAAGUAUCCCUCAACCAUCAACUUUCCCGGUUCUCUCAAAGAAGGAAGAGCAAUCACUAAAAUCUUGUCGCCCAUUCUUGCGAGUCAUUGAAACAGUGCCUAUUGAAAAUAAAGCAGAACUUAAAAAGGAGGAGUCUUCCCUUGUGCAAGUACCAAUAGUGGAGAGCUUUCAGCACAGUUCUUCCAGCAGUAUUGUGGUUCAGCAGCAAAAAGUGGCUGAAGAGAAAAAUAAGGCAACUGAAAAGCAAAAAGUUAUUGAAGAAAGAGAAAAACUGAGAAAAGAAAAAGAAAGUCGUUUGAAAAGGAAGGAAUAUCUAAUGAAGGAACUUGAGAGACUAAGAAAACAGCAAGGAGAGCUUCUUAGGAAGAAACGAAGGGAGAAGGAUGGGCACAAGGACCCUUUGCUUACAGAGGUUAGUCGGCUUCAAGAAGAGGUGAUGCAGCAGAUCUCAGUCAUCCGAAAAGAGCACGAAGAAGCAGAGAAGAAACGUGCUCAGUUGGACAAGGUGGCUCAGAUUUUGGGCCUCCACAUUUCUGAGAAAUCAAAGAAAGUUGUCAAAGAGAGAGAGAACAUUCCAGAAAAAAAUAGAGAAAAAAGUCCAAGUCCAGAAAAAUCAUCAUACACCUGUAGUGGCAUCACCACAGUUACUACUACCACUAUCACUGCAAAUUCGGCUGGCCCUGCUUCGUCUAACAAGGAAUCAAAACUACCUUCAAAACUACCUUCUGCCAAGAUAAAAAGUGCCAAGACAGUGCCACCUCAGUUUACUCCCAAGUCAUUAGAGCAGUAUGAAUAUUAUGAUGCUGGUAAUCACUGGUGCAAAAACUGCAACACACUAUACGGAUCUAUGUUUGAUUUCUUUACGCAUCUGCACAGCAAAGCACACAGAAAGACACAAGAUCCUUAUGAUAGACCUUGGGCUGCUAAAACCUCCAACACUGAUGGUAAACUUCAAACAGGAAAAAACAUGGAGAAAAUUGUUGUUCCAGCAAAAGGGUCGGAGUUUUUGACAUCUGUAAUAGGAUUUUAUUGCCUGUUGUGUGAAAAAUUUUAUGGUGACCAGAUUGCUGCAGAAGAACAUGUUUCAUGUCAUGACCAUAAUGAAAAAUACAAGAAAUACAUAGAAGAAAAUCCUUUAUAUGAACAGAGAAGAAAUCUGGACAGGCAAGCAGGACUUGCUGCAGUUAUGGACAAUAAAGAACGUCGACAAACUGAGAUGAAAAGAAAAAUGGUAGAAGAAUCUGGGAGCGUAAAAGGUGAGGAUGUAAAAGCCAAGAUAGUGAUUAAGGAGGAUACAGAGGAACCCGACAGCCCCAUGGAGUCAGAAGAUAAGGCAGUUUUACAAAAAUUGGACAGUACUUUCAAACCCUUGGUUCAGAUGAAACUGAAAAAGAAACCAGAGGAAACUGUGAAGCCAGUAACAGGUGUAAAAAUGUUUGGAAAGUUUAAUUGGAAGAAAGAACAAAAAGAAGAGGAGAAGAAAGAAACACCUGUUGAAGAUAUUGGUGAUGAAAGUAAAGAAAAAGAGGAUGGGAAGGCCCAGCUUGGUAAAGCAAAGCCCAUUGCAAUAAGGUUGUCUGGGAAGACUAUAAUCCCACAGACUACUGCCUGGACACGCAAUAAUUCUACACCUGCACUGUCUUCACAAGCUAAAAUAAGGCCUAAUUUGCCCCUACCAGCUAUGGUACUUAGAAAAUCUUCAACAGCUGCAGUCGGCAAACCAGCCCCAUUAAAUGCCUUUCUCUCUAUUAAAUCUUCUGGUAACAGUGCAAGCAAACCUUUGCCUGUUAUCAAGAGUGAGUCUAAAAAGGACAUCGUACUGACCCCUGAUCUCAUUUCUAAAGCUUUCGGUGGUGAAGAGGUAGUAUUGAAAGUUCCUCCAGGUACUGAAGAUCAAACCCAAACACCAACAGAGACCAAACUGCCCCAGCCCCCACCUCCACCCCCUGUGCUGCAAGUCAUGAGUUUUGAAUCUGAUGUUGCAGCCCCUGGUGUGCCAGAGAGCGAACAAACAAGAACAAUGCUUGUUCGCCCCCCUCCUCUUUGUGGGGCAUCUACGAUGAAAACUGAAAAACCAAAGUCAAGCUUGGCCACGGCUAAUGCUAAAGACCUAUAUGACAUUUUUUAUAGCAGUGGUGCAAAGAGCUCCUGUGAUCUUAUAUUUGUUAGUACAGAUCAGGAUACAAUAAAAGAAGAUAAACCUGAAAUAAAAGAAACAAAGACAGAUGUACCUAGUAGAAAUGAGAAAAAUGCUGAUCUAGAUCAGGUGUCAAAAUCCGUAGGUUCUGAAAGUGAUGCAAACACAGAGGAUAAUUUGACAUUGAUAAAAACCGGUAGUGUAAGUGUGAAGGAGUCGGAAAACCAAAUGGAGCCUAAAGAGAUCGUGAAUGUUGGUGAAUCUUGCUGCGCUGACCCAGUGCCCUUUGUUUCAGACGUUAAUGCAGUUGAGAGUGAAAGCAGUCUCCCACCUUUGGAGGAUGAAAAUUUGCUUUGUAAGCCACUCAUAACUUCAGCUGACAAUCCUGCAGAUGAGAAUAAUGCAAGUGAUUUUGGUAAUUCAGAAAUUAGCAUUUCACCUGUACCUGAAAUCAAAGUGGACGAUAUUCCAUUCCAGAGUGAAGUGGAAGAAAGCACACUUGUUCUCAGACAUGAUGUGUCAUUGAAUAGUGACAUUCACAUGGAUGAACCUGACUCCCUUGACUCUGCUCUUCAGAGUAAUGUAUUCUGUGAUCAGGAAACAUCUGAUCAUUUUGAAAAUGAUUUUAUGCCUUCUGAUGGUAAGGCGUACACUUUCAACUUGGAAGACAAUGAUCAGGAUCAGUCCGCGUGCUUCAAAGAGAUAUCCACUGUUCAUCAGUCUGUUGACUUGGAGGUUUCUAGUGAUGAACCUGAAACCAUCAGGUUGGAAAUGGCAGAGAAAGAAGUUAGCCUUGUAGAACAAAGUAGCUUUGAGGUCUUAUCUUUAAAUUUGUCUUCUGCUGAUUUAAACCUUGAUACUUACGAUAUAGGCUUUGAAACCACCGAUUUAAGUGUUUCUGAAGCAACAAACGAGUCUGUACCAAUGGAGACUGAAAAAAGUAAUGAUGAAACUUGCGGUAUACCUUUGGAUACAGCAGAAUUAAAUAUUUCUGAAAUUGUGAGUGAGUUUGUACCGGUAGAAACGGAAAAUACAAGGGGUAAAACGUGCAAUGAAGAUUUUGAAACGGCAGAUUUAAAUGAAAUAGCAAAUGAACUUGUACCGAUCGAAUCCGAGGAACCAUCUAAAACGUGCGAUACAGGCUUUGAUAAUGCAGAUUUAAAUGUUCCCAGCUCUGAAAAUGAGCCUCCUACAAAAGAGGCUGAUUUAAAAAAUGAUGAAAUUUGUGGCAACAUUUUUAAAACUGAAAAUGUGAAUGAUUCUGAAAUGGAAAAGCAACCUCUGCUAGAAGAGGUUUUAAAAGCAAAUGACAGCACAGGGGGUCCUGCAGACUGAGCAGGGUGAUGAAUUAUAUUGAUCCUGAGUAUAGAAAAUAAAAAUAUUGAAAAAGAUAAUCCUGAAGCAUAAUUAUACUUACAAAUUUGUGAAUUCCUUAAUUGUAUUUUACUUUUGACAAACACAUGGCCAAAAUUAGUUAAGAUUAGUUACAGAAACUAUUUACGAGUAAUACUUUCAUCAGUGAACAGUCAGGCCACUGACACUGAAGCCGACAUGGGGCAAAAUGUUCAAAGUUUUGAAAGGUAAUCUCAAAAAAAGAUUCAAACUUAAGUACAAACCUUGUGAUGGAUAUGACUUUUUCCUUGUAAUAUUCUGUAUAUUAAGUAUGUGCUUGAGUUUCUGAUUGCUGCUAUAGAAAUAAAAAAUCUUUAAGGUGAAAGCAUUUAGGAUUUUCUUCCCCAGCACAUUUGUUAAAAUAUAUUUAUAUUCCCUUUUUUUUUCUUUUUUUUUUUUUAAUUCACUUCACUAUUGGAAAACCAUUCCUCUUGUCUUUGUUAAUUUGUUAAAUUGUUAUCGACUUUGUGUUAAAGAAUUUUGCAUAAAUUUUCUUGUAGAAUGUGACCAAGUGUACAUAAAAUUGUACCUUCAAUUGCAGCAGCUACAGUUUUCUUGUUUCCUCAUUAAUAAAUGUGGAAAUAUUCAAGCAAAGUUUUCAGCCUGCCCGGAAGAAACCAUCGUUAAGAUGCAGAACGAUAGAAUGAUCCAGAAAAGGAAGGAUUUAGAAAUUAUUUUGUAUGUUUCUUGAUGUAAAUAUAUAACAAUCUUGUGAAGAAAGGAAACAAAGCAGAAAAGAAGACUUUUGAGGAAGAUUUGGAUUUUCUCAUAUCUUGGCAUCUUUCACUUCUAAGUUCUCAUCUUUUUUUUGUUCUUGUUCUAAAUAAAAUUUCAUUCAUUCUGUAUGUUUGCCAGUUUGGUUUUGAAAUACAUGUUUAGUGUUCAUAAUAAAGUGUAUAUAGACACCUAA
Erpetoichthys calabaricus (reedfish) is the source of this 7151-nucleotide messenger RNA. RefSeq names its product zinc finger protein 318 (gene znf318). Gene Ontology annotation, molecular function: nucleic acid binding; zinc ion binding. Gene Ontology annotation, cellular component: nucleoplasm. The record is from RefSeq and is a predicted model, not a curated record. Gene Ontology annotation, biological process: positive regulation of DNA-templated transcription; negative regulation of DNA-templated transcription. Lineage: Eukaryota; Metazoa; Chordata; Cladistia; Polypteriformes; Polypteridae.